Messenger RNA from Rhopalosiphum padi (bird cherry-oat aphid), 2681 nucleotides. RefSeq lists its product as uncharacterized. Gene Ontology annotation, biological process: septate junction assembly; regulation of tube size, open tracheal system. Gene Ontology annotation, cellular component: membrane; septate junction. Lineage: Eukaryota; Metazoa; Arthropoda; Insecta; Hemiptera; Aphididae. The transcript has 6 exons. Bases 580 to 1278 code for a protein of 232 amino acids. The record is from RefSeq and is a predicted model, not a curated record.
AAAUACGCAAAAAAACGGCUGAAACCGAAACCGUCGCCGUCGCCGUUUGAAUAGGCGCGCCCCGCCAUGCGCGACCUAGGGCGUGUCGUCCCCUCUCCUCACGGACGUGGAUCGUAUCUCUGUCCGUCGUUUUCCAGAUAAUAUAACAAACAAACAAAACCAUUGAAAACGCCAAAUUCCGAAGAGCCAACGUGCCGUCGUGUUGGUGUGCAACAACUGCCGUCCCUCCGCCCGUAUUUUUUUUUAUUUUUCCACUCAUUUUUUCAACUAUUUUCCCUCUUUUUUAAUGGUCCAUCCAGAUCGCAAAGUGUGUUUACUGUUUAUGUGUUAUUAAUCGUCACGUACUCGUGUUUAUCUGUGCGUACGUUUGUCUUCCCGAGUGAUGUGAGACCGCAACUACACCUAUUUCUCCACGACGAGACUGUUUUUUCUUUAUCGUAUCAGUAAUUCGUCCAGAUUUUUCAAGUUUUCACCGCAAACGUUGUCCUGAUAAUUCGCGUAGGUUUGUCUUGUGUUGUACGUGUGGCAUGCCAUUAACAGUUUUUGAUUAACUCUCAUCAUACGUCGCUUACCAGCACAAUGCCAGGGUCGACAGUUUCCGACAAUGACCUGAGAAUGAAAAAGCGUAGUUUGGCAGGUAACGUAGCCCUUGGCUUGUACGUUUUGGCUUUAGUGUUUGUGUUCAUUUCAUUUUUUUCAACCAGUUGGUUAGUCAGUGAUGGAAGAAUCACGGGAGCGAAAUUAGAAAGUUUUGGACUGUGGACUCAUUGUUUUCGCUCACUACCAGAUCCUAAUGACCCAGCAGAGCGAAGGUUUUUUGUUGGAUGCCACUGGAUUUUUGACCCUUUCACCAAGGGAUAUGAUGAAAUCAAAGGAUUUUUGUUACCAUUUUACAUUGUGGCAACUCAGUUCUUUUACACAAUUACAUUCCUAGGAACAUUAGUAUCAGCUGUUGGUUCAUCAAUGUUUCUUCUAUGUUGUACACCUGAUGAAAAACGUUUUAUACAAAUAACUUUUGCGUUGGGGAUAACGUUGAUUGUAUCUGGUGUUUGUGCUGCAAUAGCAGUGUUAAUAUUUGCUUUGUUUGCUAAUCGACCAGGUUGGAUGCCUGGCCAUGACAACAACUUUUUCGGUUGGGCAUUUGGUGUGGCUAUUGCGAGUUUUUUUGCUUUACUUGCAUCUGGAGCAUUUUAUUUGGUAGAAACAAAUAUACAAGUGAAGAAAAGAAAAUAUUUGAAAGAAUCGCAAACUAAAUUUGACAUGGAAUCUAAAGGAUAAAAUGAAAUUUAUUUUUAUUUAAAAACUAAAAAUAUUUCCAAUUUAGAUCAUUAGGAUAUGUUUUUGAUAGUAACUUUUAGUAUUAAAUCAUACAAUUUCCAUAAUCUGAUAGCAGUUAUUUUAUGAAACUAAUAAUCUCAUUUUCGUUUAAAUGAACACUAUUACCUAUACUAAUUUAAAUUAUUUAUUUGUUUAAUUGUGAUAAAAUGUGAGUUAAAACAAUUUUGACUGUUGUAUGAAACCGACUCCGUCCAUUUAUAACGAGUAUUAUUGCAAUAAUAUUAGUUAUUUAAAUUUAUACACUUUAUUUAGUUUUAAUAUUUCAAUAUCUCACAUCUGUAUGAAAUAGCUGUUAAAAAUAAAAGAAGUAUUGUAAUUUUAAGACCUAAUAUUAUAUAUUUUUUAUUUCCAUUAAGCAAGCUUGUAUUUAUUGUAGCUAAAUACUUGCAUUAUUAAAAUAUUUAGUUUUAAGGACAUCCUGUGCUACAGUUACAGGAUUCAUCACUGUAAGGGAUGAACACCAUUAAUUUUCAUUUUUCUUAUGCAAUCUCAUUUUAAAGAUUUGUACUUGGUUGAUAUUUUUUUAUUUUAUUUUAUCCUAUAAACUAGAUGCAUUGGCAUUUUAUUACACUAGCAUUGUAUUAUUUAUUACCAAAUCACUGCAUAUUGAUUCUAAGUUAAGUAUUCUAUUAUCUUUAUUGCUUAUCAAAAAAAUAUUUAAGUUUUCUUUUGUAUAACGCCAAAUAUGUAUGUUAUUUGUUUUUAAGAAUAUUGUCAACAAUAGUAUUAUUUUUAAACAAUAUACCUAACAUAGCUAAUUUAGUUAUCACCAAUAAGUAAUAACUAUAAAUUUGUCAAAAAAUAAAUGAGAAAAGUCAUAAUACUAUUCAACAUUAAUUUUGGAUAAUGCCUUAAUCGUAAUUUGUAAUACAUUAUCAAAGGUUGUUUUAUAAUUAUCUUUAAAAACUUUACUUUUAUUGAUGUUGUAAUCAAAAAUAACUUUAUAGUUAAUAAUCUAAUAUUUUGUUGUAAGUUGUAAUAUCCACAAACCAUUGAAAUUAUUCAUCUUUAUUUAUUAAAAGUAGGUAAUUAGAAUAAGUAAUACCAUAUUAUACAAUAUCAUUCUUAUUCUAGUUCUAUUAAAUUUAAUAUUUAAUUUUUGUUAUUUUAUAACAUUAAUUGUUAAGGUUUAUAAUAAUUCUUUACGAGCUUGAACUAAUUGUAAAAAGUUGAUGACGAAAAAUUAAUAGUAAGUUAUUAAUAUUAAUGAACUGUAUUAUGCAAAACUGCCUUUUGUUACAAAACAUAUAUGUUUUAUUAUUUUAUAAUGUAGAAAUAAUAUAUUAAUAAGAAAUCAUAUGAAUAGAAUAUUUCUGAAAUAAAAUGAACUAUAUUACCUAUUA